UACCGAAUUCAGGGAAGAAAUCGGUCUGCAGUGAGAGCUUUUACAGCAGACGCACAGGUGUGCUAAGGUAGUGACAACGAGCCGAGAUCCAGAUGGACAAACGGGUUGUCCGCUUUCAGCACUGCAGUGGAGAGAUCUACGGCUUCUUUGUCCCGGAACUGUGUCCUGUGUGUGGAGAGAGCUUGAGCCACCGGAGACUUGAAGACGCACCUGUUAGCAUCCCCAGCCCCUUUACUGAUGGACACCAGGCAAAAUGUUCCUUUCUGGUGAAACCCACAAAGGGCACGUUUCUCAGGGACUAUGAUGGAAAAUCGGAUCUUCAUGUGGGGAUCACCAGUACUGCAGGUAUGGUGUACAACUACAGAGAAGGUGGAGUGUGCCAGGAUAUGAGUGGCUGGGAGCAGGCGGUCAGUGUGGCCCUGGUGCAGCCUGAUAUGUACAGUCUAAUUGACCAGUGGGACCACUACCUGGAGCACUUCUCGCAGGCAGACACGUGGGACCCAAAAAGGUACAAUGAGAAUGAUCACAACUGUUACACUUUUGCGCUGACAUUUAUAAACUGUGUGCUGAUCACUCAGGGCAGUCGACAGUUGAGUAAGAAUGAAUUCACCGAGAGAUUUGUGCUGCCUAGAACAAAGCGAGCCUCUAAAUACAUCACACUAUACCAAGAAAUCUCUGAAAAUCACUUUUAUAUUGUUGACACAGCACAAGACCAUACACAGAAUGAAAAUGUGUAACUUGGAUUUGUUAAUUGCCUGUUCCUCAGAUAUGUGCCUGUUGUGUAUUUAUGUAAGAGUGAGCCGCUUUGUGUUCAUUGUAUACAUUAUGGAUGAAAUUUGGUGUGUGUAUAAGUUGAUUUCAACCAGAAUAACGUGUGCAAGCAACUUUAUUUGCUUUUAAAGUUAAUUUCUGUGUCUUCAUUUUUUUUAUUGUUCAGCAAUAAGACAUUCCUGUGCUCUAUAGUCAUUAAAAAAAAUUAAAUUGAGCAACUAAGUUAUUUAAAUGAAUUUGAGAUUGAAUAAUCAGAUGCAUAAUGGGGGCACAGUCCUCAAGCACAUAUGCCAAGAGUACAUCUCGCAGUCUGCUUCUACAUUAAUAUUCCAGAAGAAUAAAUAAAACAAUCAGUCAUCGUAAUGUGAGGUUAGAGUACAGCUUAACUGUAGCGGAGUAUGGCCUGGCUGGACCACACACACAUGUAUCCCAGAGGUCAUAGUACAAAUUGAAGACUGGUAGUUAAGAAGGGAGGAGAUGAUUAGUGAGCAGCAUGAUAGUUUCAUGUCAGGAAAGACCACCACAGAUGUGAC
Molecule: messenger RNA, 1304 nt
Organism: Erpetoichthys calabaricus (reedfish)
Lineage: Eukaryota; Metazoa; Chordata; Cladistia; Polypteriformes; Polypteridae
Gene: mkrn2os.2
Product: MKRN2 opposite strand, tandem duplicate 2
Exons: 4
Coding region: 93-737 (214 amino acids)
Source: RefSeq, a predicted model, not a curated record